Molecule: messenger RNA, 657 nt
Organism: Nilaparvata lugens (brown planthopper)
Lineage: Eukaryota; Metazoa; Arthropoda; Insecta; Hemiptera; Delphacidae
Product: dynein heavy chain 12, axonemal-like
Exons: 4
Coding region: 1-657 (218 amino acids)
Biological process (GO): microtubule-based movement
Cellular component (GO): dynein complex
Molecular function (GO): dynein light intermediate chain binding; minus-end-directed microtubule motor activity; dynein intermediate chain binding
Source: RefSeq, a predicted model, not a curated record
AUGGCAACGUGCCAGGGGCUCGACUUGGGUGCAAGUCAGUCUGCUGCUUGUGAGGUUGACUAUAGAUACAGGAAGUUGAUGAAAUUCAUACACUUGGACCCUUUUGUGUUUAAAUCCCAUCAGUCAGAUACUCAGUGUAAUAAUCUGCUAGGAACAUUGCAAGUAUGUUUAACGUUAUUGCAGCAAAUCAAACAUGGCAUAAAUAAUUACUUCGAUAAGAAACGUCUCUACUUUCCCAGGUUCUUCUUCGUAUCAAACUCAGAAAUGUUGAACAUUCUAUCCCAAACUGAAGACCCAAGAAAAGUACAACCGUAUUUGAAUCGAUGCUUUGAAGCUAUAGCUAAGGUUGGAUACGACAAGAACAUGAACAUUAUUUGUAUGUUCAGCAAGGAGAAUGAAAAAAUUGAUUUUGUGAAUAAAAUAUGCACCGAAGAUGAACAAGGUUGUGUUGAAAAAUGGCUGGUAAAGAACUGGAUUGAGGUCGAAUUCAAGAUCAAGGUCAAAUUUAGGGUCGAAUUCAAGAUCAAGGUCAAGUUCAAAAUCAAGGUCGAGGUCAAUUUCAAGGUCAAGGUCGUUCAAGGUCAGGUCAAGGUCGAAUUUAAGAUCAAUGUCACUUUCAAGGUCAAAGAUAAGGUCAUUCAAGGUCAAGAGAUGUAA